This is a messenger RNA of Prunus armeniaca (apricot), 753 nucleotides long. Lineage: Eukaryota; Viridiplantae; Streptophyta; Magnoliopsida; Rosales; Rosaceae. The record is from the annotation of a GenBank genome assembly.
AUGAGGUGCGUAUGCAAGUCUUGGUCCUCCCUCAUCCACAGCCCUUCCUUCGUCGCCGCCUUCCACAACUUUCACUGCAACGACAAGCGCACUACUCACUUCCUUUUCGGAAAGUAUAGCUUCGGAGAGGAUAACCGCUACUUCUCGACAAAAAUAGAGCAACAAGAGAAUGCUCCAAAACCCCUCGCAGAACUUUCAUACCUGACUCAAUUCAAAGCUUUCACAGCGUUUUGUCAAGGUAUGCAGAGUGUCCAUGGCUUGGUUUGUGCGUCCACUAUGUUUGACGACCAUGUUUCCAUACUUAACCCUACCACUCGAGAGUCCAUUGAACUUCUCCAUACCGAUGUGCUUGUACUAACAGAAGGAGUGUCCAAUGCUCAAUAUUACUUUGGGUUCAGUCCCCUCACAAACGAGUAUAAGGUUCUGCAGAUCAUUUGUGUUGAUCCCAGUGGACUUGGAAAAUUGGAUACUGGGUUGUUGAACAUAUUCACAAUAGGUACAGAUUCUUCGUGGAGGCCAUUGCAGGUAGACCAACACAGCGACCUUCUGGAGGAGUUAGUCAAUGGGGUCGUACAUUGGCUCCAUGAGAAGCAGAAAGUGAUAGUGGCUUUUGACGUUAGAGAGGAGACAUUCAGAGUAUUGCACUACCCCAAGAUUAUGCUCAAGUGUUUGAUGAUUAUGUUGAUAAAGAUAAUCAUCUCUAUCGUUAUGGAAGUGUUGCCGAUACUUUCCAUCUACAAAGUGCAUGUGUAG